UGUCAAUCACCACCUCUUCAAGAAACUUCAGCUACUCCAUGUACACUGCCACAAUUUCCACCAGUCUCAUACUUCCCAGUCUACAACUUACCUCUAUCCUGCAACCAUCCAAAUUCGUCUCUACGACUCGUCUCCCUCCUGCCCCAAUUCGUUAAUCACUGAGGCAUUUUCUCUGAUUGCGCACAGUCCCCCACCAACCCAUCUCCCUCCUCCCUGCUCCCUGCCCCUUUGCUUCUAGCUGCUCCAUCAACCGAGCUUGUACCAGAGCUUAUUGUGUUUAUUUGCACGCAUACACCAUGCAUCACACUCGUCCUCGACUUGGGUCGAUGCUCAGCCCUGAGGACAUGCCUUUGACUUUUCUUCACCACGUGCUGGAUCUCGACCAGCGCAACUAUAGACUCACAGGCGCACAUUAUAGAACUGUGGUUGCAACAUGGCCAAAGCUGGGAGAACCAUGCGAACCUCAGCAUUGAGAUAAAUUCAUGUAGGUCGCUCAUGCCUUCUUCUGCAACUUCAAGCUUGCAUUUUCUUGGUUGGUCCUGUCGUUUGCGCCCUCACUCCCCUGCCUUUCACUCCUCUGCUCGUUGCUUUCCCGCACAAAAAUGGUCGCAAUCGACGAUUUCGACAGUGUUCUUGAAAAAGAUGCUGCUAUGGUCGACCAAGGUGUUGGAGAGGAUGAUGAUCUCCCACCUGCUGUUGCUGCAAAACGUCGCAUCCGCUACUUUGACGACGAAGAGGACAAUGACGCCACCGCUGGUCCUUCUACCCAUGGAAUGGGCUAUCCUCUACAACGAGUGAACUCGACUUUUUCCAUCCACUCCUUAUCAAGCGUACGAAGCGGUCAGCGUGUCAUUGACCCUGCCCUUGCUCUUCCCGUUCAAUACCGAACCUUGAGCUACAACAUCUCGUCACAACAAGAGCAGGCUAUCGCCCAGGCCAAGGACGCUCGAGAAAAGGCUGCUAUCGAUGUUGGAAAUCUCGACUGGCACUUGAUUUCAAUCAAUCAAAUCUGUGAAAGACUGAAAACCUCGGUCGAUACCGGCCUCACCCCUUCUGAAGUAAAAGAAAAACUCGCGCAAUAUGGACGUAACGUCCCCUCCCCUCCUCCAUCACAACUGGGAAGGAAACUAUUUGGUUAUUUCUUUGGGGGCUUCGGUUCAAUCCUCCUCUUGGGCGCCAUAUUGGUUUUCAUUUCUUGGAAACCACUUGGGAGUCCCCCAGCUCCUGCAAAUCUGGCCCUGGCCAUCGUUCUCCUUGCAGUCUUCUUCAUCCAGGCUGCUUUUAAUGCCUGGCAGGAUUUCUCAUCCUCAAGAGUCAUGAACAGUAUUACCGGAAUGCUUCCCGAGGCUUGCCACAUCCUCCGAGAAGGUGCCAAACAGACUCUUCAAGCUUCCGAAGUCGUUCCUGGAGAUGUCUUGUUUUUCAAAUCCGGCGAUAAGCUCCCCGCCGAUGUUCGUUUCAUUGAUGUCUCCUCGGAUGCAAAGUUUGACCGAAGUAUUCUCACGGGAGAAUCCCAACCCUUGGCUGCUGUCACCGAGUCGACCGAUUCCAACUACCUCGAAACUCGCUGCAUUGGUAUGCAAGGUACACAUUGCACAUCGGGUAGUGGCAUUGGAGUCGUCGUUUCCACCGGUGACAAGACCGUCUUUGGCCACAUUGCGAAACUGACAAGUCAGCCCUCGGUGGGACGCACCCCUCUUCAAAGGGAGAUCAUUCGAUUCGUCACCAUCAUUGUCUCCUUGAUGAUCUUCAUGAACAUCAUUGUCGUGGCCGUGUGGGCAGGCUACAUUCGCCACGAGCACCCUGGAUAUAUGCCCGUCGCCACCCUCAUCGUCAACAUUGUCAGCGUCGCCAUUGCCUUUGUUCCUGAAGGUCUUCCUAUUGCCUUGACCGCAUCUCUGACCAUCACUGCCAACAUAAUGAAACGAAAUGACAUCCUUUGCAAGUCACUCAAAACGGUCGAAACCCUGGGUUCUGUCUCCGUCCUCCUCUCAGACAAAACAGGAACAUUGACCAAAAAUCAAAUGGUUGUGACGGAAUGCCUCCUAGGUUUCACAACGAUCACGGCCGUGGAAGCCGUUCAGGACGUCUCUGUGGAGAAGCCCGAUUCCAAGUCAUGCAAACAGGCCCUCCAGCAGCUCCAGAUGGUAGGCGCCGUCUGCAACGCUGGCGAAUUUGACCCAACAACAACUCAUCUUCCAUUGAAUCAACGCAAAAUCAUGGCAGAUGCCACUGACCAAGCCAUUCUACGGCUCUCAGAAAGUCUCGGCUCGGUAUCCUCCGUCCGUCAGCAGUGGCGAAAGCGAUUCGACCUGGCCUUCAACUCGAAGAACAAGUAUGCUUUGCGUGUUGUUUCUACCGAGGAUCAAACCGCACUUCAGACAAGUCUCAGUGAAUCCGAGGCUCAGCAGUACAACAUGGACCACGACAUGUUGUUGUUGAUCAAAGGAGCGCCCGACAUCCUCCUAGCUCGAUGUUCAAAGUAUGUGGGAGAGGACGGCAAUCUCCACGACCUCGAUGACGGCAUUCGCGCCUCUAUCGAAAAUACCAAAGAUGUAUGGUCAAGCCAGGGAAAAAGAGUUCUUCUUCUCGCUCGCAAACAUGCACCAGCCGGAUCCUUGCCUUUGCAUCCCAAUGACAACUCCUGGGAAACCGAGGCAGUUCGCUUUGCGCAGACUGAACUUAGCCUCGUGUCGCUCGUCGGUAUUGUCGAUCCUCCACGAGACGAAGUACCUAGCGUCAUUCAAAUACUUCGUCGAGCAGGAAUUCGCACCAUGAUGGUCACCGGCGACUUCAAGCUCACAGCUCAGGCAAUUGCUCGCAUGUGUGGUAUCAUCACUGUCGACGAGCACCAAAUACAUUCAAUCAACAAUCUCCCAAGAUAUCCACCCCAAGAGGCGCCCAAACUGUCAAAGAAAGCCAAGAAGCAAUCCAAUGCCUUACCUUUGACAAACAAAGCGAUUGUGCUGACUGGAUCAGAACUCAUGACCCUUUCGGAACAUCAGUGGAAAACUUUGACCAUGGAAUAUUCGGAAAUUGUCUUUUCAAGGACUACACCAGAUCAAAAGCUUCGCAUCGUCAAAGAGUUUCAGUCUAAUGCCUAUGUUGUGGCGAUGACUGGCGAUGGCGUCAAUGAUGCUCCAAGCCUUAAGCAGGCCGAUAUUGGCAUUUCCCCAGUCUCUGCCUCCGACAUUGCGAUUGAGGCAUCCGACAUGGUUUUGCUUGAGUCAUUCUCGGCAAUCCCGGAGGCAGUCCUCUAUGGUCGUGUCGUCUUUGACAAUUUGAAAAAGACCAUUGCCUAUCUUCUCCCCGCCGGAUCUUUCGCCGAAUUCUGGCCUGUUAUGACGAGCGUUGUUUUCGGUCUUCCCCAAGUGCUAUCCUCAUUUCUCAUGAUUGUCAUCUGUUGCUUCACCGAUUGUCUGGCCGCAACAGCACUGGCGUAUGAAGCCCCCGAGGCGGAUGUCAUGCGUCGGCCCCCGCGAGACGUCAACCAUGACCGUCUGGUGGACUGGAAACUCCUGGCCCAAUCGUACGGGCUCAUUGGCUUGCUCGAGACGACAUGUUCUUUUGCCAUGAGCUACUGGUACCUCUACCGCAACGGCCUGCAUUUUGCAGAUCUGUGGUUCGCGUUCGGCAAUAUUACUCCACCAGCUGGCCAGACGUCAGACGAUGUCACCUACCACUUCAAUGUCGCUAGCAGCAUCUACUUUGUCACUCUAGUGGUGAUGCAGUGGUUCAACUUGAUGGCUCUUCGCACGCGGCACUUGAGCAUAUUUUCUCACCCACCUCUAUUCAACGCGAAGACCCGGAACGUGUAUCUGUUCCCCGCCAUCCUAUUUGCACUGGUCGUGGCGCUCAUAUUCACCCUCGUCCCAGGCAUGGAGAGUUUGGGUUGCGAAAAUGUCCCUGUGGAGUUCUGGUUCUUGCCCUUCACCUUUGGCUUGGGACUGUUGUCCCUUGAUGAGUUGAGGAAAGCUGCGGUGAGAAGGUGGCCCAGUGGACUCGUGGCCAAGAUUGCCUGGUGAUGAGCAGUGGCUAUGUGCCACGGGCGUAGCUACAACUGACUUUAUUGUGCUUUGUAUCUGUGCUAGCAUAAGAUAGACUAGGAAAGUCUUGGGCUGAAAGACCAUGCUAUCAACUUGAACGACCCCAUGUUAACGAUCAAUUGCCCUGCGAAGGUCGGACUUUGUGCCACCCUAUUGUUAUGGGUCUGCAUGUGCGAUGUCAUAUUCAUCUCAUCAAUCUAGGUGCAUGUGCCCAUUCACCCCCAAUGAAACAGGGAUAACUGAUGCCAGCGCAUAUCAGGCCCUCCAUUUAGUUGUUCGUUCAAUCAUUGAAGCAUCAAGAGACCGCAGAGCAUAUCAUUGUCCACGUUCGUGGCACUCCCGAUUCUCCUGGUCCAUGGGGAAGCGAGUGCCCCUAGAUUUGGGGCUCUCUCUUUGUGACGCGGAGCCACAUGUCGGUGACAAAGAAUACUCCUGCACUGAACGAGGUCCACGGCUUCUGAGGAUCGGCGACGGUGAAGUCAAAAUUUCGCAGUAACUACACAGAGACCCGACGGGUCGAAUUAGCUGCAGUUCGAAAGAAACCAAUGGCCAAUCCAUGGAAGGCCGGUCUCCAUAUUGCAUCGCAUACCUCGAGAAUAACCUUAUUCAGUUCAAUCGCCGCGACGGCUUUUCCGAGACACUGGGACCUCCCUCCACCGAAAACCAGCUCCAGAUUGUUUUCCUUACGGCGCCUCUCCUCCGCCGUCCCUUCUAGCCAGCGCUCUGGGCGGUAGAUUUUCGCGUCGUUGCCCCAAAUCUUGGGAUUGAGGAAGAGGCCAAAGGCAGAAUAUCCAAUCUUGGUCCCUGGUGGCAAAUAGUAUCCCAGUACAUUGUCGCCUUGAGGGGGAACCACUUUCAGCAUGAGGCCCGUCACUGGUGGGUGGAUACGCAAGCCUUCUUUGAUAACCGCUUGCAAGUAUGGCAGUGCCUUUGCUUCGGCGUCGGUAACGGGUUUGCUGACCUUGGCGGCCGCGAUCUCAUUGAGCAACUUGGUCUGGACUCGUGGGUUGGUAAUGACAUGUAAAAUAAUGGCACGGAUGGCCGAUGCGGUCGUGUCACUUCCAGCGAGACUUGACUAAAGUGUUAGUGGGAAAAGGAAGACGAUAGAUAGUACAGGUGGGUGACUAGUGGUGUUGAAUAGGAACACGUACAUCUGUACCAGAGUUUCAGACUCGGCUUCCUCCUGAGAUAGGCCAUGAGCGACGAAUGAGCCGAGCAUGUCCCAUUUGCGUUUGGCGUCGGGCACAAAACGUUCCUGCACGACCUCUUUUGCUAGGCUGAACCAACGAUUUUCAAUUUUUCAUCGAAAGAACCAAAGGGCGGGUUGAAAACGAUAUAUGACACUUACCCCAUGAUUCUGCCCAAGCCAUAGGCAUCCGUGUUCUUAGGCAAAACACUCUUCAAGAGCGGUGACUGGAAGAUCUGAGCUAGCAAUGGAAACACGCUCACUAACAUCAUGACUGGAAUGGUGUUCUCGGUGGUCUGGAGGUACGAGAACAUAUCGGUGUCAUUUUGAAUGAAUUCAAAGGGUCUGCCAAAGGCAAUUUUGCCGAUGAGAUCGAGAGUCAAGUAUUGUGCCUUUUUGCAGAAAUCCAAUGGACGGUACUCGGAAUCCGUGGACAAGUAUUUGGUCUCAAUCAGCUGGAUGAAGCUAGCGACGACCUCGUCGAUGGACUUCUCCAGGUCCAGAUUUUCCUUUCCGGCAUACUAAGUAAAUAGAUUAGGUUAGAAAGGGGACACCUACCCAAUGGGAAGGUUGCAACUGCAACGUACGCCGGGUGCCAUUCUCGCGCGGAGAGACUGAUGGCGUUCCACAUUACGUUCAGAGAGAAUAUUGGCACGAUCAGGGUCGAUUUUGAUGGCGUCGUACCAAUCUGAUCGAAGGUAUGGGGUUCGAACGGCGGUGAUUUUUCGAAGAGUUUCCGGGUCGCAGGUCACAAGUUCAUUUGGACCGAUUCGAACGAGAGGGCCUGUCAAAGAAAGCGUAGAGGGUUUGUUAGUAUGCUAUUUUUCGACAGAGUUCUGGCGUUGUCUGCAGUUCAUGAUGACCUGGGAUGUUACCAUGUUUGAAUAUCUGUUCUGCAGUUUCCAUGUGGAUCGUGCCAUUCCAUGUACGUUUGAGGAGCCACCAUUUCGACCAUCCUGCGGAUCGGGGGCCAGGAAUAUGCCGUAAGCGACUCCAGUUAUAGACGACGCGGGUUGAUACAGUGACCAGGACUAGGAGGACGACGACGGUGAGAAGGAGAGACAUGUCAAUGGUGGGAAAUUUUUUCUCAAUAAGGAUCUGGGUUUGGGGCCCGUUUUCCUGUCUAAAGUCAGUUCGGUGACACGAAACAGUCCCGACAACUUGGAAAUCAAUAGGAGGAGGAGAAAGUCUGGUGAUAGAAACGAACAUACAUUUGUCGAGGGGGUGAGUUGACAGGGAAUGAAUGCAUCGGUUGUGACUGUGUGAGUGAGUGAGUUGGCUGGUCAGGUGGGUCGAGUCACAAUCACCAUUUCAGUUACGGAAUUCCAUGGUUUGGAUGGAUGUACAUUCAGUACUCGUAGGUACAUACGAUGCGAAAGUACGAGUAGGGAUUGCCCCUCUUGGUAACUACCCUUCACCCUCUAUGCCUUCUCUCUUGUUCGUGACUUCUGCUCUGGCUACCGUGGGGGUCACCUCAAGCAGGGAUCGGGAGUUGUGACCGCGUGCCUUAGU
This is a messenger RNA of Exophiala mesophila, 6744 nucleotides long. RefSeq lists its product as uncharacterized. The coding region runs from base 603 to 4025 and encodes 1140 amino acids. NCBI's taxonomy places the organism in Eukaryota, Fungi, Ascomycota, Eurotiomycetes, Chaetothyriales, Herpotrichiellaceae. Gene Ontology annotation, molecular function: ATP hydrolysis activity; ATP binding; P-type sodium:potassium-exchanging transporter activity. Gene Ontology annotation, cellular component: membrane. Gene Ontology annotation, biological process: proton transmembrane transport; intracellular potassium ion homeostasis; sodium ion export across plasma membrane. The record is from RefSeq and is a predicted model, not a curated record. The transcript has 2 exons.